Messenger RNA from Clonostachys solani, 1677 nucleotides. Lineage: Eukaryota; Fungi; Ascomycota; Sordariomycetes; Hypocreales; Bionectriaceae. The record is from the annotation of a GenBank genome assembly.
AUGACCUCCAAUUCAUUACCGCCCUCUCCUGCUUCCCUGAGUAUUGAAGAUCAUAGCACAAUAUCGGCCUCGCCAAAUGCUACCAAGCUUUAUGGUCAGCUUCUACAGCCCACACAACCAAAAUAUGACGAUAUCGUCUCCCGUGGGAUACUAAAAGAAUCCGAAGGCCGGAAGCUGUUCCAAUUAUAUAUGGCCAAUGCCAAUGUUUUCCUCCCAUUCUUCGACUCGACUGUGGAUACGUUUGACGCUCUUCGUCACCGUUCAACCUUCUGCUUCACAGUUGUUCUUGCGAUCGCAUUAAGAGCAGACCGCCCACGAACCGACCCCGUCAGCAAGAAGUGCUUCGAAGAGGCGCAGAGCCUUGCCGCCCGGAGUCUGUUUGCUAUCUCCACACAGCUGGAAACCGUCCAGGGGAUGAUCUUGCUUUCGGCCCAUGCAGAGAGGAACUGGUUCGCUAUCAGUCACGCAUAUCAGAUGGGCAAGGCGCUACAGCUGCCCGAGCUUCUUCCUCGGGAGGGUGAGGCGGAAGAUAGCCAAGAACUGCGCCCCAAACUUUUUGGUGAUAGGCGAUCCAUUCGACGGAUAAGAACGGCCUUGAUCCUUCAUCAAGUAGAGCACGAAGUCGCAGGUGGGACAGCUCGCCAAUCCAUCGGUAACGCUGUGAAGUCGUCCUUUCUCGAAUCUUUUCUUGGCGGCGCUUUGUCUUGUACCCGAGACAUGAGGAUUGUGGCAAAUAUUGAAGUCGUACAGUUGCGAGAUAUGACAGGUCGACUUCUUAAGGAGCUGGAGGUCCGUGACAGCCUUGAUGGAACUGUAAGCAACAUCGUCAGUCAUUUUGAAAUCAACACUUGGUUUAAUCGAUGGGACAGUGUCUUCCAAGACCAAGACUACGGUGUGAGCAGCUUCCAGCGAAGCAGCAUUCGUUUACAAAGAGACUACGCAUUCAUCAUCAUCUGCAGCGCCUUGAUUAGUAAAUUAAGCGAGGGGAACGCUGAGAAAAUUCAUCCUGGAUCGGUGACAGAUGAAGUGAAAGAUCUGAUCGAGGUCACCCUAAUGCGAAGCAUUAAAAUCCUAGGCUUCAUAACCGACGACAAUGAUUAUAAAUGGUAUUUACAAUGGGCACCCACGUACUCAGCUUUGUUUCCUGCGUUUACUGCCGCUCUCGCAUUUCGACUAGCGAAGAUACUUCCUGGCUUUCUCGACUGGGAAAAGCUUUUGUCGUCAUUUGUCUCGGUGGCAGAUAUCCUCGGAGAAUACCCCUAUCAAACGUAUUCCACCAUUAUCCUGAAUCUUGCGAGACUUACCGCCUCAUGUAUGAAGACUGCCACGAGUCCGACAUCGACCUCUGUUGCCCAAGUGGUGGAUAACUCCCAACCUCAAAAUACUACGUGGUCAGAGGCAGCCGGUGACGAACAUACACAGACCGAGAGACACGCCAUCAUGGGUGGAGAAUCAAGCAGCGGCCUUAAUACCCAAUGCGACGUCCCAGCAGAUGACUUCGUUUGGCCUUCCGGCCCUAUCUCGCAAUGUGACUUCCCCGAAGGAAGUGCGGCCGCAGGUGGCGACCAGUUAGAUAUGUAUGCUUCGUUUGGUAUACCUGAUAAUUCUUUCGACUUCAGUCUAUUUGCGGCAUCUGUACAGGAUUAUAUGGACGUUGACGACUCUAUCAUUAGAUGA